Messenger RNA from Cladocopium goreaui, 996 nucleotides. The record is from the annotation of a GenBank genome assembly. NCBI's taxonomy places the organism in Eukaryota, Dinophyceae, Suessiales, Symbiodiniaceae.
AUGCUGCAGUCUUGUCAGAUCUUGUCAGCCUGGAGGCAUGUAUGCAGCAUCCGUACAGGCGGGGUGAAGCGAUUCUCCUGUGCUCAAACUUUGAAACAGAGCCUGGAUGUUGGUAAGUUUCCUCUCUUUGUUUCAAACAUUUUCCCGGCUUCCCCGGAGGCUUCCCCGGCAACGGUGACGCUCGAGGCCGUGAAGUUGGGCGGCGAAGGCGUUUGGGGCCCCGAAGCCGUCCCCAGCGAUCUGAGCUGCGACGAGCUGCGUCGCCUCGUGGCCAAGGCCUUGCAGCUGCGCUGGCGCGCCGUGCAGCUGGCAUUCAAAGAGCAGGCCUUGGAGGGGCCGGAGAAGUUGGAGAAGAAGGGCUUGGUGGAAGGAAACUAUGAACUUCAGGUGGUUUUACAGGACAGAUCCGCGGAGAUUCGAACAAUUCAAAAGGCCAUUACAAGUUGCGCGAAAAAAGGGAACGUUACUUUGACUGAGGGCCUGUCUGAUGAUGAGGUGGUGGCUUUGGAGAAGAGGUAUGGCUUCACAUUUCCCCCUGAGUUCCUGGAGUUUCUGCAGGCUGGCGUCCUUGUGGGUGGAGGGUGGCAUGAUUGGCACACCUUGGCCUCGGGAUCGAUUUUAGCUGGCAGCGAAAUGGACUCGGUCGCCUCUCAAAUCCGAUGGCACUGCACUCCAGAAGAGGCUGAUUACUGGAGCGAGGGUGAGUGGGCUCCUCCAGAAGAAAAGACGGUGGAAAAAGCCGUUGAGUUGGCCACCAAGACCUAUCCACUAAUUCCCAUGCUUAGCCACCGCUGCACCGUGACCGUGCCACAUGGCUAUGGCCUACCGGUGAUUUCUAUGCACCAGUGCUCAGAUAACAUCCCGUAUGGCAAGAACUUCUGGGAUUGGGUGGCCAAGGAUGCUAACCUCCCAGAGGGCACCGUGCCCACGGAAUGGAUCGAAGUCCCCUCGGUGCCCUGGGAGGAAGUGCCCUUUUGGCGCUAUUGGAACGGAUGA